Dromiciops gliroides (monito del monte) is the source of this 2990-nucleotide messenger RNA. It is a transcript of the gene PNO1, whose product is annotated as partner of NOB1 homolog. The transcript has 7 exons. The record is from RefSeq and is a predicted model, not a curated record. Gene Ontology annotation, cellular component: nucleolus. The coding region runs from base 74 to 835 and encodes 253 amino acids. NCBI's taxonomy places the organism in Eukaryota, Metazoa, Chordata, Mammalia, Microbiotheria, Microbiotheriidae. Gene Ontology annotation, molecular function: RNA binding.
CGCGCCUGCGCCUUGUCCCAUUCCACGUGCUGGAACCGGAAACAUCUGGAGUAGCAGUAUCUUGUUGUGCAGCAUGGAAGGCUUGAUGGAAACGCAGAGCGCGGCGGAGGAUGGGGACGGCUUCACCAAGAUUUCUCGCACGACUGGAAAACGGGGCAAAAAACGGCGGGCGGAAGAGCAGUCGCUGGAGAGCCACGACAGCGGUGGUGGCCAGAUGGAUGUUGAGGGAGCCCGGCCCCACAAGAAGCCCAUUUUUCCUCCUUUGUCCGGGGACGCAUUCUUGGGUGACAAAGGUGAAGUGAGGAAAAUUCCAGUGCCCGCCAACAGAUACACCCCAUUAAAAGAGAACUGGAUGAAAAUAUUUACACCUGUUGUAGAACACCUGGGACUUCAGAUACGAUUUAACUUAAAAUCAAGGAAUGUAGAGAUCAGGACUUGUAAAGACACCAAGGAUGUAAGUGCUCUGACAAAAGCUGUUGAUUUUGUGAAAGCUUUUAUUCUUGGAUUUCAGGUGGAGGAUGCACUUGCUCUCAUUAGGUUAGAUGACCUCUUCUUAGAAUCUUUUGAAAUUACAGAUGUAAAGCCUUUAAAAGGAGACCACCUUUCUAGGGCAAUAGGAAGAAUUGCUGGGAAAGGAGGAAAAACUAAAUUUACCAUAGAAAAUGUGACACGGACACGGAUAGUUUUGGCUGAUUUGAAAGUUCACAUCCUUGGCUCUUUCCAAAAUAUUAAAAUGGCAAGAACAGCCAUCUGCAACCUCAUACUUGGAAGUCCUCCAUCCAAGGUCUAUGGUAACAUUCGGGCUGUGGCUAGCAGAGCAGCAGAUCGAUUUUAAUUUCAAAAUAAAGGACUUGCUUUCUGAAGGUGGAGAAGGACUGCAUGAGGAGGCAGCAACAGUGUCAAGGAGAAGCAAUAUUUGUUUUUAAGCCAGAAUCCCCUUCUCUAUUCUCAUUUAGAAACAAAAGAAAAACCAUGUUUCUAGUUUUUCUAAUACCAUAGACUUAAAUUUUUUUAUUUAAAUAAUAUGAAAGCUAUUAAUUUAUCUUUUUUAGGUGUAAUGUACCUAUUUACUAUAUGCUGGAGUAGGUCCACAAUUGGGUCUCCAGGCACAGGGCCUGUAGUUAAAAGCUGAGUUCAAAUAUGGCCUCAGUACAUUUAUUAGCUAUGUGACCUGGGGUAAGUCAAUUAACCUGUCUGCUUGUUUCUUCAAUUCUAAAAUGGAGAUUAUAAUAGUACCUACCUCACAAGGUUGUUGUGAGGAUCAGAUGAAAUAUUUGUAAACUGCAUUUCCUGGCACAUUAGUAUGUGCUAUUUUAAUAAAUGCAUCUUAUACCUCCUCCUCUUUAAUUCUGAAGGAAAUUGACCUUGCUAGAGAACAGUUCUGAUGAGUUCCUUCCUUGGAUUGUAUAGGAAAGUUUCUGAACCUAAGUGAUAUUUCCUUAAUUCCAAGGAUAGGUUAUUUAUGCUUAUAUACAGGAAAUGGUGACUACUUGUCACUACUUGAAUACUUCACUACCUUUUACUAUGACCCAAGAGAAAUUAAUCUGGAUACCUGUCCUGUUUGUAAAAUAAAGAAAAAUCUAUCCAUCAAAGUUGAGAAAAAUGUUUCAGGCAUUUUUUGAAAUGUUUAAUAUUACCAAUGAUGGAUGUUCUAACUAAGCAAUAAAAAGUAAACACGUUAAGAUCCUGUUACUACAUCAGCUUUUUAAAGAUACAUUGAGGCAUAAAAAGCUUAACUGAAACUGGAAUACAUUGAAACAUUCAGGCAUAAAAAUACUAUUUUUGUUCAUUUUUGUUUUCAAUAAGCAAAGGAAUUUUGGAAAUCAUGUAAUCUAGAUUCCUCUUUACAGAUAAAGAAGCCCAGAGAGAAGUAAAAUGACAUGCUGGAGGUCACAGAUCAUUGUUGGUAUGGUUGGGCCUAGAGAUGGUUUUCUUUCCACUAGGCUACAUUAAUUUAAGAAGGGAGCUUGAGCUUGGAAGAUCAUUGUGUCAUAUUCUCUUAUGUUUGCUGAUAAAAGAUAAUGAAAGAAAUUCACAUAACUUUUUCUUAAUACCCUACAUUGUGUUUUCCCAAGAAAAUCUGAGAUAAAGAGUACAAGGAUUAAAGAGCUGUGAGCUUGAAGGCCAGAAGAAUGAGUGAGGGGAAAUUUAGCUAGUUUUAUGCACAUUGUGACACCCAAGUGAAAAUAAUGCUAAAACUGAAGGCAAAGGAACUGGGCUGUUGUUCUCUGUAUAUGACCUGAACAAACUCGCUAUUUCAGCAUCUUUAAAGGAAGGUGUUGGACUUCUAGGAUCCCCCUUCCAAGUUCCUUUCAGAAAAGACCACCUGGCUACCUUGGUCUGUUUUCAAACCUGUAGACCUUAGUAUGUCUAAGGAUAGCUUGCUAGCUAGCCUAGUGUCUAUGUUUAAGCAUAAAACUUCUAUACAUUUGGUCACUAUUAAAAAAACACUCCUGGUUAUAUGAAUUUUCAGAAUUAAAUUCUGUACUUCAGAGGUGAAUAGCAUUUUCCCCCCUCAAAGACAAAAGAACUAGACAGAUCCUCAGUGACAAAUCUCAUUCCUAUGUCUUCUCACGCCCCAGUAAAAUACAUCGACUCCUUUAACAUGAUUUCUUCUAACUGUAGAUUAUCAAGAGAGAGAAUAGGAAGUACUCUGUUCCUUUAAUUAAAAUGCUAGAAUUUAACUUCUGGCUCCUUAGCUGUGGAUCACUCAACAAAGAUUACUUUGAACACAUGGUAGCAAGUUUCAAAUGUUUUAUUUUUUUAUUCAUAUAGUAUGAAGGUUCCUAAAGAUCCCACACAACAUGAUGUAGCAUGCAAAAGAAAAACUAACAUUCAACAUAAACCAUUCCCCCCAACAAACUAAAAAACAAAACAAAACAAAAAAUCCCCCAAUAAAGAAAUGAUAUUUGCACUAUUUUCUAUAACGCCAGCCAAGAUAUGCACAAGCAAGAGAAUUAGAAAGCAUUUGCUAAAAUAUCUGUAACAAA